Zerene cesonia (dogface butterfly) is the source of this 3636-nucleotide messenger RNA. It is a transcript of the gene para, whose product is annotated as sodium channel protein para-like. Bases 5 to 805 code for a protein of 266 amino acids. Gene Ontology annotation, biological process: membrane depolarization during action potential; sodium ion transmembrane transport; neuronal action potential. Gene Ontology annotation, molecular function: calcium ion binding; voltage-gated sodium channel activity. Lineage: Eukaryota; Metazoa; Arthropoda; Insecta; Lepidoptera; Pieridae. The record is from RefSeq and is a predicted model, not a curated record. Gene Ontology annotation, cellular component: plasma membrane; voltage-gated sodium channel complex. The transcript is spliced from 2 exons.
UUAGAUGUCUACGUCAGCGGGAUGGGACGGUGUCUUAGAUGGUAUAAUUAAUGAAGAGGAAUGUGAUUUACCGGACAAUGAGCGGGGUUCGCCUGGUAACUGCGGUUCCGCAACUAUUGGCAUAACGUACUUGUUGUCAUAUUUGGUCAUCUCUUUCUUGAUCGUUAUCAACAUGUACAUUGCUGUUAUUCUCGAAAAUUACUCACAGGCGACAGAAGACGUACAAGAAGGUUUGACCGACGAUGACUACGACAUGUACUAUGAAAUCUGGCAAAGGUUCGAUCCUGAAGGUACUCAGUACAUACGCUACGAUCAACUAUCCGACUUCCUGGACGUACUCGAACCGCCGCUGCAGAUUCACAAACCGAACAAAUACAAGAUUAUUUCAAUGGACAUACCGAUCUGUCGUGGGGACAUGAUGUUCUGCGUGGAUAUCCUGGACGCGCUCACGAAAGACUUCUUCGCCCGCAAGGGCAACCCCAUCGAGGAGCCCGGCGACAUCGUCGGAAGACCGGGCGAGGCCGGUUACGAGCCAGUGUCGUCAACACUGUGGCGGCAGCGCGAGGAGUACUGCGCGCGGCUCAUCCAGCACGCGUGGCGGCGGCACCGGCGCGCGCAAUCGCCGGGCGGCGAGGCGGAGGGCGAGGCGGGCAGCGCGGGCGGCGCGGGCGAGGCGGGCGAGGCGGGCGCGCCCACUGCCGUGCUGCUGGACGCGGGCGCGGGCGGCGCGCACCGCGUGGUGCUGCAGGCGGCGGGCGCGGCCCCGCGGCCCCCGGACCCCGCGCCGCCGCCCGCGCCCGUCUGACCCGCGCUCGCGCUCGCGCUGCUGCCCGCGCUCAUCGACGACGAGCCGCUGCCGCUGCCCGCACCGCUGCCCGAGCUCUUGAGCCCACCCAAGCGCACUUAAUUAUUUUUUACGCUAGAUGUUUACGUAGUGUCGGCGGGCGAGCGAGGAACGCGGCCGCGCUCUCGCGGACGAUAGGCGGGCGCGCGCUGAGACGCGAGUGUUCAUCCGAGUGUUUUAUAUUCGUGUGGCCGAAGCUUAUGAGACAGUUUGUUUUGCGACCGAUGUUCGCAUUUAUCGAGUUUAUCGUUUAGUGUAUCACGUUACUUUUAAACGUGUCCUGGAAGAGGAGCGGUGUCCGUUCGAGAGAAUCGUUUUAGCGAGCACGCUAUUUUCGUCACUAGUUCUAUAAGUAUCGGAUGAACUGAUAAAAUUUAAAAUGCUUAUUUUUAUAUUGAACAUUACGUCAAUAACCAUGUAAAUUCGAAAGCAGAUUGGGAUUAUAGAUUUAAAUAAUUUAGCGACUGUGAGAUGCUAUUUACCUUCCCCGAAAUGGUAUCUAAUAGUGGCUAAGUUUGACAACUUCUUUUAAGUAGGCUGUCGUCCGAAUGCGUCUCGAAUUGAAUUUUAAGCUAAUAAAGCAAUUUGCAGCACGGUAUGUGUGUUGUGACGAAACCUAAGCUCAAAUUGUGGUUCUUAUUAAAAUAUUUACGAGACAUAUUUUGGCACCAGAACGGUAUGUCAAAAUAAACAGCAUUUCAUUCGUCCGAUUCGACAGACAUUGACGAAUCGAAUCUUUACCUACGCUUAAAACAAUGGCUACGGCAAUUCAUAUCAAUUAUGUCCAUGAUAGUUUUAAUAGUUCCAAAUUUAAGCUUCUUAUUGUAUCGAACAACGUAACGUCUAACCUUUCAUGUCGAGGUCGGUCGCCUCAGAGAUAAAGAAAUUUAGAAAUUUUUGCUACAUUGUCUUUAUAAGCUUAGCAAAUCAGCAGUGAAAUUGGUACCAGAGUUCACUUCCGUCCUAAUUCAAUCGCAUCAUAGGAAUCGAGCCAUUUUACGUAAUGCGCACCUUCUUCGUAGUUAAUGUAAUUAAUUUCCUUCCCCUCAAUUACAUUAGCUGCGCCGUGUGGCAGCGGCGCCGCGCGGCUCCCCACGUUGCGGCUUCCCUCCGCCACACUCUAGUUCAACUAUCGCACCAAGCAGGACGGCCUCGUUGUCGGUGCGCCCUGCGUGUGUACCUUGCUCAUUGUUCUAUUCGUGCUCGUGAAGACUAUUGCUUGUAAUACUUCAUGGACAUUAAAACAAUGAACAUGUACGUACGGUGACGGGCUGACUCCGCGCUAGUGAGAUACUUCAACUAAUAAAUCUUUAUCUGAUUACCAGCUGGCUGGUAUUGCUUUGAUGUAUAUUGUUCUUGCACACCAUUUUAACUACGAUCUAUCUGGUUAUGUGCAUAAAUCAUUGUCGAGCGAACCGAUUCGGCUAUCUGAAAGACAUGACCGUAAUUAUUAGCAAUAAGAUUAUUAUUGAUAUACCUAAGAUAUCGAACGUCCCUUACCGAGUAAGGUAGAAUAUUGAAGAAUUUUAAUUUUUGACAUCUCCGUGUCUUAAACAGAUACGAUUAGAAAAACAAUAAAUCACAUUCCCAUCGUCUUAGCGACGUGACAUUCCUCGACUAGUUAAAGGUAGAAUUCCGACAGUAUUGUCUCUUCUAGCACAAUAAAAUAAAGAAUGAAUUAAGGAAGUUUGUAAAUUAUCUUGGAGUGGUCAAUUUUUUACUUCUGUGUAAAUAUAAAAUGCUUUCCGCCGGGAGGAGCCCGAUCUGCACCUCGCCACACUUAUUUUAUCAUGUAACUAUUGUUAUCAGCGAGUCGCGCAGCGAUACGUAAUAAGCUUCAAGCAAUAACAUUAACGUGUGCUCGAGUUUCGCUUUUUAUUACGAAACUGUCACUGAAACGUUGUGUGUUGGUUGUUUUCAUUCGUUUUUACAAGUGCAUUGUGAAAAAAAAACGUGCUAGAUGAUUUACAUAUUGCAAAAGUCGAUGUAAUGUAAAGUUAUUAAAUGAAGCGCUUAACCUUUUGCACAUAUUUUGAAAUAAUAAUUACGGUUACAGAUAACAAAUAUGUAGAUACUUUUGUAAAUGCUGCACGGAACGUGGGCUGUCGAAUUCCCCAUCGUUUGCACACGUUUCGUGCCAACAGACAAAUAUUUAACUUAUUUCAGUUUACGUUACAUUGCUGUAUUGGACAACAUCAUCGUCGUGUUCAAACGUUUGAGGUUGUAGUCGAAGAGAAUUAUUUAGUCUUUACCAUGACUUUCGGUAACAUGUUUGAUAAAAUACCUACCGAAAACAGUGUAAACGUAGAGAACAAUUUUGUGGUAGUUAAUAGCUAAUUUGUUAUCAGACGUACACAGUAAAUUUGCUAUUGUAUUACACAUUUUUUAGACCAAAAUAUAAUUACAUGCAAAAUGUGAAGCUGCUUUUCUGCGACAUAGAUAUCCGCAAAGAAUGAAAUAAAGCGUUUACUUGGACUAAAUAAUUUUCUUCUCUCAAAAAGUAUAAAGUAUAUUUUUGUUGAUAAUUACUGAAUGUUAAACUAAUUGUGUUGGUAAAACCAAACAUUUUAUCUACUAUUAGGCAUAUUGGCACAAAAAAGUUGUGUUUAAUUAAGUUUAGACAAUAAGUUAUGAUAUCAUUGUAUUAUUUCUUUGAAUAAAACUUAUGACAAAAAGUGAGUUCAGUUUGCUGAAUGAGAGGUUUAAUUGAGUAUUUAUUAUAUUAUAUAUAUUGUUGAAGUUUGUACAAAAUAAAUUAAGUAAACGAUAAAAUAUAGAACUUGACUGCUUUA